AUGGCGAGUCGCAAGCGCAAUGCCACAUUAGAAGAAUUCAUAGAAAUUUAUAAGUCGGAAUCUUGUCUUCGGCGCGUAAAGUGCAAAGAAUAUCACGACAGAGACAAACGAUCGACAGCAUACGAAAAAUUGAUAACUAAGCUCAAGGAAUCGGAGCCAACUGCUACAAAAGAUGAUGUGAUUAAAAAAAUUACUACGUUACGCAGUAACGUUAGACGAGAGAAAAAAUACGAUGAAUCUGUGAAGUCUGGAGCAUCAUCUGAUGACAUUUUUUUUUAUUUUUUUUUUAUAAACCAACACUAUGGUACUUUGAAUUAUUCGAUUUUAUUGGAGAUCAAGAUGUUCCUCGCAGCUCGCGAUCUAACAUUUCGGACAUUGACGAGAAUGAUUCGAAUUGAAAUAAAUUAG
Messenger RNA from Parnassius mnemosyne (clouded apollo), 408 nucleotides. The record is from the annotation of a GenBank genome assembly. Lineage: Eukaryota; Metazoa; Arthropoda; Insecta; Lepidoptera; Papilionidae.